AUGGCACUUCUACAGGAGACAGAAAAAAAAAGUUUCUGCUUAAGGAAGCCCCGGGGCUCUGUCUUCAAAAGUUGCCCCUUUGCCCUCCUCCUAUCAGAGCUGAACAAUUGCUACCUGCAGAGGACACUCAGCUCUGAGAAAAUGGAUCCCAGCUGCUCCUGAGCUGUGACACUUACACUGCCACCACACCAGUCUCACAGGUUCAUUUCAAAUACCAACAUUAUAUGUUAGACUCUAACUUUGGUAGAACAACGUUUAGUUAAUGUUGACAUGUCAACAAAAUAACCUUAUAAAUCAUGAUUGCCCACUGCUAGCUCUGGGAAGUAAAACAUGAAAACUCUGGCGGAUGAGCUCUAUAAAGAAUCUCCAUUAUCAAGGAAAGAAGGAUAUCCAAUUUGAAUUCAUCUCAUUUGCCCUAUGGUCACAUCUGCUAAGAGCACACACAAAAUAUCUUCUUGUCUAACAGCACCUGAAUGAGUCUGGUGAUUUUUAUGUCAGUUUCUGCCCCAAGGUUUCUUCUAAACUGCUAGAGUAAUUGAUUCAUAUCAUCAAAACUAAGCAAGUACUGUGGUUUUGCUUAGUAUUAUAUGAUAUUUGAUAGUCUCACAACCUCCUAAAUUAUCUCAAUAAAAGAACUGAGAAGCCUUUGGCUUGUUUUGGUUGCUGCUUUAUCCAUAAGGUGUCAGAUUUCUGUGCCUUCUAGGAAUAAACUGAUGCAAAUAAUGGGAUGUAUGCACCAGGCCCUUACUAUUUGUCUUUUUAUUUCAUUUAAAGACCUGCAUGAUUUCCAGCUUUUAUACAGGAAUAUAACAGGUGUUGGAGCAUCAUGAGCACAAUCAAUCAUUAUGUUCAGUUAUGCACUUGUUUAGAUCUCCCGUAUGCUGAAAUGCCAUCCUCAGAUGUUUUGAAGUUUUCCUUUUGGAUCAAAUGGCCACUAAGUCUUCAUUCUCUCGCUCAUAUAUGCAUAGAGUCUGUGUGAAUGUGUGUGGACUGUAUAGAGUACCAGUACAUACAUACCGGUUAAAAUACUGGUACAUACAUACCAGUUAAAAUCUAGACUAAUUUAUAUAAUGCUUGCCUGAUUUGGUGUUAAACUAAGAAAAUGAACAUUUUACUUUGUUUAUAGACAGUAUAUUAUACCCUCAGUUUAUGCUUUGGUUCUCUUAUAUGACUCUCAGCUGUACACAGACUGCUCAGUCCCAUAAUAUGAAGAACUGCUGGAGAAGAAGUAAGCAAGAAACAAUUUGUUGAAAAUUAUUUUACGAAGAAAGACGAAGAGGAAAUGGAGAGAAAAAACUGUCUCAGCAGUACUCCCAUCCCAGCAGCUAACGUUUGUGCUAGGACUGGCAGAAGAGAAAGUCCUGCUACUUACUAUUGAGCCAUCUGUUUCCACGGUUUCUUCUGUGAAGUAGAGAUGUGUCCCUGCAUUGCUCCUGCUGCCAGAACUGAAGUUUAAGUCAUGUGAGGUGUUUACCAUUAGAACGAAGAUGCCCUGGUUCAAGGCCCAUUCCAAGCCUAGCCUACUGAUGUGCUCAGCCAGUCUGCUGUUGAUUCAGGGUUCCUUUGAUAUGCAUAGCUCUACUUGGUAGACAAAUCUCUGUACAUAGUAGGAUACAAUAUUUAAUUUUGAGAAAAUAAGAUGUUUUGGACUUCUGGUUUCUUCCUAACUGGACACACUGGGUGCAUUUUAACGCAAAUUAGCCUAUUUUAAUGCACAUUAAAGCAUCACAAAAAACGUGCUUUCACUAAUGUGCAUUAAAAUAGGCUAAUGUGCCUUUUUCUAGUACCUCACAAUGGAGGGACUAAAUUUUAAUGUGCAUUACUAAAGGCAGAUUAAUGAACAUGUAGACACACCCACUGUGAUCACGGUCAUCCAGGCUGGUCUCUGAUAUAUUAGAAUUUUAGGACAAUUAGUCUUUUGAAGCUCUGGCAAGUUAUGUUUUCCUUCCUUAGGCCUUCUGUUGUCAGAUUGUUGUUAUCCAUCUUUGAAGGCUCUUGUUUGUCAGUAUCCUGAGAUCCAGCUGCUUGCAGACGUUAAAAAAACAGUGCUUUACUUUUAACUCAGCACAGUGCCGCGCUGAGCCCAGCGCUUGCCCAGAAUAGGCACUGCAUUAGUUGGACCCAGCUCGCCCAAUUUCUGUAUAGAUUGGAUGCUUAACUGUGGCUUUUUUGGCACUUUUAUCUAAUAGCUGAUUGAAUCGGCUAUUAAAUAAAAGCACCAAAUCUAUACAGACGCUGCAGAGCUAGGUCAAAGUAAUGCGUUGCUACUUCUGGUAAAGUGUGGUGCUUUGUUUUUAUUUUGUUUUUUUUAAUGUCUGGAAGCAGCCUUUACAUCUGGAAUGACCUUUACAUUGUCUUAUGUUGAAAUCAGGACUGGACAUAAAAGAAAGGCUUUUGGAUUUCUAGCAGUCAACGAGUACCUAAAAAUACAGAGGUGAGGGUCUCAUUGCAGCAGAAUGCACUCUGUGCAUUCAGUGAAAAAACUACUUCCUCAGAAUUUAUGAUGGAGAUUUAAAUCUCCAUAGCAAGAAAUGAAGAGCUCAGCUCUUGUAACACCUAGAACUGCUGUUAUGCACACACAUUACCAGUCUAAUUCAAAGCCCACUGAAAUCAGUGGAAAGGGUCUCUAUUACACAACUGAAUUCACACUUGAAUGGUUAAUGAUGAUGUAGAGAUUAUGUAUGUAUUUAAGUGUCAAAAGUUGCCAUUGACUUUUGCAGUGUAAUUGCAAAUUGGCAUUAAAAUGUUUGUCUUGUAUUUGUGUAUAUGUAUUUAUUUAUGAUGUGCCUGUCAUCAGCACUCAGCCCACAAGUGUGAAAUUUAAAACUGCACAGAAAACUAAAUUAACAUUAAAUUUAAGACCUCAGUGUAAUGUUCCUGGCUUAGUAGAGCUAUUGAGCUUACUGACACAAGCCCAGAGCCAUACUAAGGCUACUACAUUCACUUGGAGAACAGAGUAUGUGGAGUGGCAUGGCACAGUGUGCUCAUGGCAGCACCCUGUAGCAAUAAUCUCCCAUGUUCAAAAAGAAAAGGAAGAUCUUCCCAUCUUGAUCAUUAGUCUGAGGAAAAAAAAAAGCAUUAAUAAAUACAGGCAUAUGUGUAAUGCUGUUACUAUACACUCCUCAUACACUAGAAAUCCAACUAGUACCAAAUUAUCUGAAAGGCUGAUAAGUAGAUAUAAGGAAAGGGAAGAAGAAAGAAAAAGCUCAUCUAAUAUCCAUUCAGUCUGACUUCAAAAUUUUCUUUUCCCAGAGCAUGUUUAUGAAUUUGUAGAAGAGAUGCAAAGCUUUGGUUUUUAGCAACUACCUUGAAGGCUUAUCUGCCACUAUAUGUUGUUCGGGACUGAAAGGAAUGAAAGCCCCACACUGUCGCCCAGGAGACAGCAUCAUUCCCGUGUGCCUAAUUUAAAGAUGAGUUACCCUCACACUGAAGGGGAAGAGAAGGUGCCAAAUGAUGAACUGGAGUGCAAAAUCUGUUACCAGAGAUUUAAUGUUCACAGUCGUAAACCCAAAAUCCUGGACUGUCUCCACAGGGUAUGUGCUAGAUGCCUGACUAAAAUACUGCACGUAGGAGAUGGCUCUCUUUGCAUUAGUUGUCCAUUUUGCCGCCAUGAGACAGAGUUGCAUGAAGAUGAAGUGGAAGGACUCCCUAAUGAUACAAACAUUAUGUCCAAACUAGCGCUGAAAGACAGAACAGCCUGGAAUUCUGACUGUAAGGAAGUAGUUUUAACACCCAAAAACUUGGCUUCCUCAAGUCCUUCCCAUGGAUCUUCAAACUGCUUAGUAAUUACAAUCAUGGAAGUACAAAGAGACUCCACAAGAACUCCAAGCCAAAACACUAUCUCAGAUUAUUAUGCAGACCAUAGCCUUGACUCAGUAUCUCUAAGUUCUCACAGUCAAUUAGACCAAGAUCUCUUCUCUAAGCUGUGUAAUCACGUACCCAGAAUACUGGUGUGGCUGCUGGGAUUUUUCUAUUUUGGUUCACUGCCUCUUGGAAUCUAUUUAUUGGUGAUUCAGAAAGUGACCCUAGGAAUUGUGUGUGUCAGUCUUGUUCCAUCAAGUCUAACUAUCUGUCUUGUGUAUGGUUUCUGUCAAUGCCUUUGCCAGGGAAUGUGUGACUGCUCUUCAAGAAGUUGACAGGUGUUACUUUAUCAAACUGUACCUUUUAAUUGAAAUGGAAUGAUAUAAUUAGAGACAUUUAACAUUAUGGUCUAUUAAAAUGGUUGCAGUAUGAUUUUAAGUCUCUCUUGGUCACCAUUCUUAGCUAUAGCUAGCAAAAAAAAAAUCUAUUUUUUUUAAAAAGCAAAACAAGUACAUACUAGAAAACUGGUUAAAUAGUAUAAUUUUUACUAUAAAGGUAGUAGUUUCUUAAUAGCGGUAUAUAUUCAUAACCAGCAUUUAAAGAUUGGUAUAUCUAGAAAUCACUGGUGAAAACUAUGAUUACAAAAAUGAAAUUUUGUUUUCUACAAUAUGGUGGUGGUACCAUUUUUUUAAAGAGCAAGUAUCAGAAACACUCCAACUCCAACUUGCUAUAAAAACACCUUUUAAGUGUCAGCUUUUUCAAGUGUGUGGUACUUUCUUAUGAUUCCUAGGGAAAGAAUGAAGAUACAAAACCCUAAGAUUUGAGCCAAAUAUUUUCUAAAAGGAAAAUGAAAGUGCCAUAAAUAUUUGUAAAACGUACUAUCCAAAAAUGUAUUUUUCCUCAGUAAAGUUUUUAGCAAGUCAUAGUUACUGCUGAAAUCUUAAAGAUAUAAAACAAACUUGCAGGCAGUUCAACUAAGUUUUUAUAGGGACAAGUGAAAUAGUGUUUUCAAGAAUGUUUUAGAAAUUAGCUGUUUCUGAAAUAUCCUCUGAUGGAAAGGAUGCCAAAGUAGAAAUGGGUUUAUAAACUGUUUUUAAAAUGUUCAGUAAAAGUAUGCUUAAUAAAAUAUAUUUGGUACAUUAAAAUAAUUACUUGGUCAAUUCCUAGAAAAAUACAACUCCAUUUUUUAUUUUAUUUCAUUAAUAUAAAUUCCCAAAGCCAAAAUGGUUGCUUUAUUUUUGGAACGUUUUUAUUAAGCCCGUUUGAUAGUUAUAUUAAG
Messenger RNA from Alligator mississippiensis (American alligator), 5080 nucleotides. Its product is annotated as E3 ubiquitin-protein ligase RNF182. Lineage: Eukaryota; Metazoa; Chordata; Crocodylia; Alligatoridae. The coding region runs from base 3330 to 4136 and encodes 268 amino acids. The record is from RefSeq and is a predicted model, not a curated record. The transcript has 3 exons.